Molecule: messenger RNA, 2361 nt
Organism: Fusarium pseudograminearum CS3096
Lineage: Eukaryota; Fungi; Ascomycota; Sordariomycetes; Hypocreales; Nectriaceae
Exons: 2
Coding region: 1-2361 (786 amino acids)
Source: RefSeq, a predicted model, not a curated record
AUGGAUAUCGACGAAUUCUCAGAUGACGGCUUCGAUGAUCUUCCGGAUAAUGCGCUGCAAGAACUUGAGGACAAUGCUAUUCAGUUCACCCAGGCGCAAGCCGCCUCGAGAACAGAGGCGCAACCCCCGCGAAACGGGUCUCCCGAGGUCUACUGGAUUGACGAAGAUGACGAUCUCGACACCACCGAAGUGACAAACGAUGCUGGCUUUCCCAUAGGGAGACCUGCUAUAGACAACAAUUUGCCACGGAACGAAGCAUCCCAAUCAUAUUAUGUAGACUCCCGACGCUCAAUCCCGCCUCCAAAUCCACAAUGGAAUCCUGUCGUUGACCCUUCGAAGCGACGUCCCAUGGGACAGCCGAUUCAGCAACAUGUCAAUGCUGCACCGCCCAAUCAGCCCAUGUACACUUCCCAGCAAUUUCAAACACAGAGUUCCAACUUCGCUCGUGCUCAGCCAAGUCAAUUUGCUAGACCUCCCCUCCCUCAAAAUCGACCCGCUGCUCCUGAGCAGUUCCAAAAUCGUCCCGGAGAUGUCGUAUCGGCUCUCCAACAGCGAGUCGUGACUCUCGAGGACCAGCUCAGGGCAGCUUUGGGAGAAGCUUCCAUUGUCCGGUCCAAUUUCGUCAAAUCCAACGAGGUGCAUGCUGCAGAGGUUGCCCGAUUGAUCAAAAUCAAUGCCGAGCAGCUAGCAAAGCAGGAGCGGAUUACCGAGGCAGCUGUUGCCGCUCAACAGAAUGCCGAUACGGAAUUACAAUUUCUUCAGCGCGAUAUGAGGGAGGUCAACAAGCGUGUUCGCCAAAAGGAGCCUGCUGCGAGUGCUUCUGGGGGACUCUCGACUCCCAAGAAAGCAGCGAAGACAUGGGUUGCCGAUGGGUUUGACGAAAUUGAUAUCGCCUUGAGUCCAAGCAAAGGACAAGGACGAGGUAGGAAUUCCGGGGCAAUAGCACUGCAUGUUGGCGAGAGGACACCGACCAAAGGGAAGCGAAAACGGCCGGUGGUCGAUAGUCCUGUAAUGCCAUUAGAAACUCAUACGGACAGCUUUGCCAGUAGCAAUGGUAGAUCGGAGCCUCUAGCUCAACAAACACCGAUUGUGGUUGCACCACCCCCCGCUGUACCAUUCGAGUUUUUGAAACUCGUGCUUGAUCAUGGGACUCAGCGGCCAACCUUUGAUGUGCUAUCUCGUUUUAGCUUCCCAGAUGAUCCAGAAACCUCUUUCUCCGCGAUCGUGUUCCAGAAAAUACCCCUGAUGGGAGAUCCGCAUCGACCAAUGCAAUUGCUCGUGGAUUUUGCGAACCUGAUGAGCGGCAUCUGGACUCGGUGUCAAGCAGAUCAACUGUGGGAACCCAUCAAGUACGUGCUUUCGCUGAUAUCCUUCACCUUCUCGCUUCAUGCGUCAGAAGUCGCUCCCUUUGUAAUUCCCAACUUGGCAGCGCCGGCGCAAGCAACAAUGUGCACCCUUGCUGAAUGGCAAAACCGCAUCCCGGAGGGCGAAGAUCAGUUGAAAAACGCUGAAUUUCAAUCCAUGAAACGGCACAUCAAGAUUGUGGACAUUCUCUCAGUUUUUUACACGUGUUCACUGGCUUGCUCUACUGCACUUGAUGUGACUGAAGACGGGGUCAAGUCUCAGGCGACAAUGUUUUGGAGCUGCAUAUCUCCUGAUCUGGUCUACAAGCUCUUGAGUCCCAAACAAGAGCUGCCCGAUAUCUUGGGAAUGCUAGAGCUAUUAACUACAUGCUCACUCCCAGACUCACUUGGUCCCAUCACGGAGAGAGAAUCUCCUGUGGCUAGUCAUGUCAUCAACCACGUUACAAACAAGUUUACAGAUUACCAUUCAUCGGUCAAGACUCGUGAGCAGAAGAGUACUUUGUAUCUGGCUGCCUUGCGAACACUGAUUUCUUUCUCUCGCUUUCCUUUUGGUGCGAUGGAACUUGCAUCACACAGUCUUGCACUGCCUCGCCUGGUGGCCUGCCUCAGCUCGUCUAUAGAUGAGUUAUACGACCUACCUAUUCCGUCCAACAUUUUGCCGCCCAAUUCCGAGGCGGAUGGCUUGCGAUGGGGAUCGGAGGCGGCUUCGUACUCAGCGAGCCUAUACCAAAUCAUUUCCAAAUGUGUUUUCUUGAUCCAUUCAUUGGUGACCGGCCCCGAUACUGCCAACAUUGCAGAAAUCGGCCAGAAGUUAUCCAUGACGCAUGGUGGAAGCCAGCGAUAUUUACUUGCCCUGGGAAGGCUCACAUUUGCAGAAGAGGAUCUUGUGAUGGAGGCAGGGAUUGACGGAGAGACAGUCGAAGCAGCACAUGAAUUACUUGAACUAGCAAUAACGCCAGAUGAGGGUGAGGUUGUGAGCGGAGCAUUUGGGGUUUAG